GGCUGGCCGCCUCGCCGCUCAGGAUGGCCCGCAAGGUGCCGCGGGCGGAGGUGUGCGCCGACUGCAGCGCCCCAGAUCCUGGCUGGGCAUCCAUCAACCGCGGAGUGCUGGUUUGUGACGAAUGCUGCAGCGUCCACCGCAGCCUAGGGCGGCACAUAUCCAUAGUCAAGCACCUCCGGCACAGCCCCUGGUCUGCGACCCUCUUGCAGAUGGUGCACACACUUGCUAGCAACGGUGCCAAUUCUAUAUGGGAACACUCGCUACUUGAUCCGGCGCAAGUCCAGAGUGGGAGGCGCAAGGCAAACCCCCAAGACAAAGUUCACCCCACCAAGUCGGAGUUCAUCCGUGCCAAAUACCAGAUGCUGGCCUUUGUCCACAAGCUUCCAUGCCGGGACGACGACGGUGUGACUGCAAAGGACCUCAGCAAGCAGUUGCAUUCAAGUGUCCGGACAGGAAACCUGGAAACCUGUUUGCGCUUGCUUUCUCUGGGGGCUCAAGCCAACUUCUUCCACCCGGAGAAAGGGACCACCCCUCUGCACGUGGCAUCCAAAGCCGGGCAGAUCCUUCAGGCUGAGUUGCUCGUGGUUUAUGGAGCUGACCCCGGAGCCCCCGAUGUGAACGGCCGUACCCCCAUCGACUAUGCUAGGCAGGCGUCCCAACAUGAGUUGGCUGAACGGCUGGUGGAGUGUCAGUACGAACUUACAGACAGGCUGGCCUUUUAUCUCUGUGGGCGCAAGCCAGAUCACAAGAAUGGGCAUUACAUCAUUCCGCAGAUGGCCGACAGAGUGCGUCCAAAGUGCAUGUCCCAAAGCCUGGACCUUUCUGAAUUGGCAAAGGCAGCCAAGAAGAAAUUGCAAGCGCUUAGCAACCGCCUCUUUGAAGAACUGGCCAUGGAUGUCUACGAUGAGGUCGACCGUCGGGAAAAUGAUGCAGUCUGGCUCACCACGCAGAACCACAGCACGCUGGUGACGGAGCGCAGCGCCGUGCCCUUCCUGCCGGUGAACCCCGAAUACUCCGCAACACGCAAUCAGGGUCGGCAGAAACUCGCCCGCUUUAAUGCCCGGGAGUUUGCCACCCUUAUCAUCGAUAUCCUGAGCGAGGCGAAGCGCCGGCAGCAAGGCAAGGGUUUGGUCAGCCCCACAGAGACCCUCGACUCCGCUCUGCACGGCCCCAGCGACGUUGAUGACCAGCACGACUACGACAGCGUUGCCUCAGACGAAGACCCCGACCAGGAGCCCCUGCGAGGGGGCAACGCUGCUCGCAAUAACCGGGCCCGGAGCAUGGACUCUUCCGACCUCUCCGAUGGGCCCAUCACGCUGCAGGAGUACCUGGAGGUGAAGAAGGCCUUGGCUGCUUCGGAAGCCAAAGUGCAGCAGCUUAUGAAAGUCAACAACAGCCUGAGCGAUGAACUGCGGCGGUUGCAGAGAGAGAUUCACAAGCUGCAGUCAGAGAACAUGCAGAUCCGUCAGCAGGCGGGGCAGGCCCACCCGGCGGGGCCCCCUCCCAGUGAACGCCCCGAGCAUGGCCACGCCGCUUUGCCUGCCACUGGAGCCCACCGGCGCGACCGCCAUGCGUUCUCCAUGUACGAGCCGGGCACCAGUGCGCUAAAGCCCUUUGGGCAGCAGCAGCCGGUGGACGACCUGGUGACCCGCCUGCAGCCGUUCCACCCCGGGGAGAUGGACGACGAGACCAUGUAUUCUGUGCACAGUCCGUCCGGCAUUUACCGGGUCCGGAAGGGAGGCUCUGUCUCGUCAAUGCCUUUUCCUCCAUCUUCUCCGCUCCUCUCGUGCCAACCGGACAGCGGGCGUCACAUGCCUGGGAAACUGGACCGCCAUGGCAGUGGUACGGACAGCGAUUACGACAAUACACAGGGAGGGGACCUGCCACUCAGCAUGGAUGGGAAGCGCUUCUUAGACCUGGGCAAAGAUGACGAUUUGCACCCUGAACCGGAGCCCCUGGAAGGAGACCUGGACCCGGGGCUGCCCAGCACGGAGGACGUCAUCCUCAAGACGGAGCAGGUCACCAAGAACAUCCAGGAGCUGCUCCGCGCUGCUCAGGAGUUCAAGCACGACAGCUUCGUCCCCUGUUCGGAGAAAAUCCACACGGCCGUCACGGAGAUGGCGUCGCUUUUCCCCAAGAAGCCUGCCCUGGAGACGGUGCGCAGCUCCCUGCGCCUCCUCAAUGCGAGCGCCUACCGGCUGCAGAGCGAGUGCCGCAAGACGGUGCCCCCCGAGCCCGGGGCCCCCGUGGACUACCAGCUCUUGACGCAGCAGGUCAUCCAGUGUGCCUACGACAUUGCCAAGGCAGCCAAGCAACUGGUCACCAUCACGACGCGCGAGAAGAAGCAGUGAA
Molecule: messenger RNA, 2352 nt
Organism: Euleptes europaea (tarantolino)
Lineage: Eukaryota; Metazoa; Chordata; Lepidosauria; Squamata; Sphaerodactylidae
Gene: GIT1
Product: GIT ArfGAP 1
Exons: 22
Coding region: 24-2351 (775 amino acids)
Biological process (GO): regulation of ARF protein signal transduction; brain development
Molecular function (GO): GTPase activator activity; protein binding
Source: RefSeq, a predicted model, not a curated record